Protopterus annectens (West African lungfish) is the source of this 3489-nucleotide messenger RNA. RefSeq names its product ventricular zone expressed PH domain containing 1 (gene VEPH1). Gene Ontology annotation, molecular function: phosphatidylinositol-5-phosphate binding. The coding region runs from base 412 to 2889 and encodes 825 amino acids. The record is from RefSeq and is a predicted model, not a curated record. Gene Ontology annotation, biological process: regulation of signal transduction. The transcript has 14 exons. Gene Ontology annotation, cellular component: plasma membrane. Lineage: Eukaryota; Metazoa; Chordata; Ceratodontiformes; Protopteridae.
GUUUCAGAGCAAAGAAAAUGCUAAACAGUCAAGGAACAAGCUCUGUCAAAGGGUUUAUUUAACAGUGAUUCUAUUGACAGGCAAACGGAAGCCUAGGAACUCUUGUGAUAACUCUAUAAUUAUUGUCUGCCUGGGAUAGAGAAAGAGAGAGAGAGCUUGGAGAAUCCCUUUGAAUAUUUUAACCAAGUUUUCAUUUACUUUUACUGUGGAAUUUCUACAUUGACAGCUUUGCAGCAGGAUCUUUCAUGCAGACACCAAAGCAGAAAUGCUGAUGCUGAAACAAAUGAGAGGUGACAAAGGAUGGACAGCACACUAAAAUAUGAUUCUUUGGAGUGGUAGCAUCAUAAUUAAACUGUCAUUUAUGGAAAAUCUGCAAAAGAGGAGUUCCUGCUGAGAACCAAGGCAUCAGUCAUGCAUUACCUUUUCAGUUUGGUUCUAGGACAGAGGGAUCUAUCACGUGCUGGAGACCUUUUUUCUUUAGAAGACACAGAAAUUGAAGACAGCUUAUCAGAAGCACUCGAGCAUAUAAAAAUAAUUUCUUCUUCUUCAACCUAUUUGAAUAAUGAUAAUGACCAGGCAGUAGUGGAGAUAUGCAUCACCCGCAUUACAACGGCCAUCAGGGAAACUCAGACAAUAGACAAACAUGGAGAAGCACUAGCCACUCUUUGGGAAUCAUGUCUGGAACAUAAUCUAAAUCCUGUGCUAAAAGAUGAAGAUACGCCACAUGCGAAAAUUGCUUCAGAUAUUAUGAGCUGCAUUUUACAGAACUAUAACAGACCACGGAUGAUGUCUCUUGCCAUUCCCGUGGCAGUGAAAUUUUUACAAAGAGGCAACAAAGAGCUAUGCAGAAAUAUGUCAAGUUACCUAUCGCUGGCUGCAAUUGCUAAAGCAGAGCUGCUGGUUGACCACACAGAAGCCAUUGUGCAAAGUAUUCUUCAAGGUAACUACAUGCUACUACGUGUUUUACCAUCCAUAUAUGAAAAGCAGCCUGAACUGAUUGAUAAGCAUGUGACAGAGAUGUCUGCACUGCUGUCACAGCUAGAACAGACAGAAAAACAACAUUUACUCAGGCUCCUACACCUUGUUGCUGAACAACAGGCCAAGGUUCUGAAUGAGUCUAUUUCUAUGUUGGUGGGUUGUCUGCUAGAUACAAACCAUGGCAACAGUGUUCUGAACAUACUUGUAGAAGUAUCAAACCAUGAACCAUCCACUUUAACCAGUUUUCUACCAAGGCUAGCAGAGGCUGGAGAGAAUUGUCCAAAUAUGCUGGGGCAGAUUGCAAAGAUUUAUGGUGCUGUCGGAUGUGUAGAUGAGGAGAAAGCCAGAGUGUGCCUUACUUACUUGGUGAACCAACUGGCAAACAUGGAACAUUCAUUUCACCACAUUCUUCUUCUGGAGAUUAAAAAUAUUACAGAUUCCUUCAGCAACAUCCUAGGAACACAGAGCAAAGACAUAUACCGAAUGAGCAAUAGUUUCAUUUCUGUAGCAAAACUUCUGUUCAAACAGCUGGAAAAAGAAGACACAUCAUCUGGAAGAUUGGAAAAUGACACUUCAGCUGAACAGUGUUCAAAGCCUGAUUGUCUGACUUCUGGUUUCGGUAAAAACGAAGGUGAUGAAAAGCUUCAUAUAAAGGUACAAGCUUUUGAAGAAAAGAUUAAUAAUGAAAGCAGCUCCCCUGGUCUUGCUCGCAGAUACAGCUUGGGGCACGCCUCUAAGGAAGACAAAAACGAAAUUACGUUUUAUAGGUCAAAAAGUUUUCCCCUGCAUGCCGUACACACAAAGUCUACCAGUUCAGACAACGGACAGGAUGUGGAAACUGGGGAUAUGAUAAAAGAGAUCCCAUUGUCAGACAGUGAUCAACAGUUUGAAGUUCAAGAAGCAGAGAAAUUAAAGCUUGAAAACCCAUCUUCCUUAAUCUGUAAUACCAUGGUAAAUUCAGACAAAGAAAGUCUGUCAAUAGCUGUCAAUAAUAACUGUAAGGAUAGCAGUUCAGAAACUGGACUAAACAACCACCAAUGCCAAGACAAGCUGUACAUGCACUUAAAACAAAAUUUCAUCAUGGUAAAAGCAUACUUCAGUGAACUGCUGAAGAGAAUACCCAUUCCAGAACAAUGUACCAUUGAAGAUGCUCCUAAAAUUUGUGCAAAGAUAUCAUUCAGCUGCUCAAAGAAAGGAAAUUACUGUCUCUAUAGCAAAUCGAGUUUUAUUAUCAGCAGCCAAGAGCCUCAGGUCUGGAUUCGUAUCAUGUUCCUGUUCCAGCAGAGCUUAUCAUCUGAGCCUUUAUCCAUAGAUCAAGUUUCAGUUCAAGAACUGAAAGCACUCUGGGAAAAAGCACAGCUUAGGGGGAUGGAUAAUUUUGAAACCACAAUUGUACAAUCUACAUUGCCAAAUAAAAAGGAUUUGGAACAUGUGCAGAUGCAGCUGGAAGAAGUCAGGUUUUUUGACCUUUUUGGCUACAGUGAUGAAACAGGAGCUUGGCAGUGUUUCAUGUGUAACAACCCUGAAAAAGCAACAGUUGUAAAUCUGGAAGGCCAGCCACUAAUUGAAGGCAAACUUAAAGAAAAACAGGUCCGAUGGAAAUUUAUCAAGAGAUGGAAAACACGUUACUUCACUUUGGCUGGAAAUCAGUUACUGUUUCGCAAAGGAAAAUCAAAGGAUGACCCAGAUGAGUGCCCCAUUGAGCUAAGCAAGGUACAGAGUGUAAAGGUCGUAGCCAAGAAGCGUCGAGACCGUAGCCUUCCACGGGCCUUUGAAAUUUUUGCAGACAACAAGACAUAUGUGUUCAAGGCAAAGGAUGAAAAGAAUGCAGAGGAAUGGCUACAGUGCAUAAAUGUAGCUGUAGCACAGGCAAGAGAACGAGGAAACCGAGAAGCAACAACAUAUCUGUAAAAGAGAUAGCAACAUCAUUUUUGACUUUUUUAUUUGGUAUAUUCUUUUUUUUUAUUUUAUGUUAAUAUGAUGCCUAUCAUAUCUACAAAGGCAGGCUACAAAUGUACAGUUAAUAAGGUUCUGCUGUAGAACAGCAUUAUAUGGUUUCAUAGCCUAAAUGAUCAUAUUUUAAUUUAAACUAUAUUUACAAUCUAGGUGUAAAAUGAAGCACUUAUUGAAAAGAAAUGUUAAUACAUUUCAUAUGAGGCUUACUAGGAACAUGUCAAAAUAAGAUAAAAUGUUUUCUUUUGUAUAUAGUAAAAUGACUUUCUCAAAUAUAUCAACGUGAUGAAGAUUUAUUCUUGUUUUUGAGCAGUAGCAUGAUAGGAAAUAAUAUUAUUAGUACUUGUUUUUUAUAAUGAUGGAAAUAGUUACACAACUUAAUAAAAUAGCUUGGAAAUAUAUAUGUUUAUGUAAAAGCACACGACAGAAAAUACUUUCAAUAUGGUUUUGGCUAAACUUCAGUUUAGCAAAAUUUUCAAAUGCUGCGUAUUAAAUCAGAAGCCACUAAAAAACUCAAUACAACACUCAAGCAUCUAUCAAUAAAAGUAUAAUAAUAUA